AAGAUUUAAGUUAUGAAGCCGUGUUAACAGAACCAGUCUCUGGCAGCUACUGGUACAACGCUGAUGGCAGUAAAUGCCGCAUCUAAAGGGAACAUAUCACCGAUAAAAAGAAGGAAAUGCGCUGACGAGUGGUUCCAGCGCCGUCAUAUAAUGAUCGGAGCCAUUGUCAUAGAGCGCCAACCUGUCUCUGUGUGCGUACCUGUGAACUACAAGGUGACCCUGAGCGUCCGCGCUGAGGCUGCAGGCGUCCUCAAGUAUCAGUGGUUCUCUGAUGGUGAUGAUGGUGAUGGUGAUAUCAACGAGGUGUAUGGCGGAACUCAGGAAGAUCUGCUCAUUGAUGCCGUUAAAACGCAAUGUUAUGUGUGCCGGGUGAAUGAUAUCUUUUCCAACUGGGUGUUCAGUGACUGGGUGAAAGUGAAGGUGCUGGACAUCGAUGCAUCAGGUUUGCCGCUGCAGUGGCAGGGGGAGCCCCACAUUGCUAUCAACCCAAAACCCCAGACAGUCCAACUCGGUGCCAAAUUUACUCUUCGCUGCGCUGCCUUUGGCAACCCUGCUCCACGCUACCAGUGGUACAGAAAUGGACAUCUACUGUUAAAAAACACUACUGACACGCUGCAGAUUGAUCAUGCUGAAGCCGAACACAAAGGAGCAUACUUGUGCUCAGUUUCUAAUGUGCUGCAAGAGAUAUGGAGCGAGCCCGUCGAAGUUCACGUUGUGUCAAAUGAUCGACUUCCUCUAUCAGCAACCAAAGCCGUUGACAAAGUUGCCUUACUUAUUGGCAACUUGAAUUACUCCUACCACCCUGCAUUAAUGGCUCCCAUGAUGGAUGUACAUGAGCUCGCCAACCUCCUGCAGCAGCUGGAAUUCCGAGUGGUGUCCUUGCUGGAUCUCACCAAGGUGGAGAUGCUGGCUGCUGUGGAUAAGUUUUUUCACCUCCUAGACAAAGGAGUUUAUGGGCUUUUCUACUACGCGGGCCAUGGGUUUGAGCGUGCUGGGAGAAAUUACUUGGUGCCUGUGGAUGCUCCACAACCCUACCAAACUGAAAACUGUGUGUGUGUGCAACGGGUCAUGCUAAGCAUGCAGCAACGACAAACGGCGCUGAGUGUUAUCCUACUGGAUACCUGCCGCAAAUGGUACAACCAGAAGUCCAUACCAUCAGCCAUCAUGCCGCUGCAGCCUAAGGGGAAUACCGUGUAUGGUUAUGGCACGUGUGAAGAUGCUGAGGCUUUUGAAGUCCAGGAUGGAGGAAAAAGUACAGGAAUCUUCACCAAAUACUUGAACAAGCACAUCCUUCAGGCGGAGAAAGUCACGCAUGUCUUAGAGAGGGUGUCGGAGGAUUUAGGCAAAGACCCUCUGAUCACAGGCAAGCAAGCUGUGGAAAUUAAACACACCCUAAAGGAACCUCGGUCGCUUGCAGAUCCAGUUCAGACCGCCGGCCACACAAGGGAGCUCCACCUGAGAGAUUUUUGCUGGCGACAAGCAAAUGAGCUACCAAAGAAGAAGCGGCUAAUGUUCCUUUGUGGAGUAGAAGUGGAAGUCAGCUUCUCCGCAUUGUUCUCGAAUGUCAUGGUGACUUUUGGAGUUAUAAAGACCACAGGCCCAAAAACGGACAACUGCACCAUCACUCUGAGUAGCAUACCUCCAAUGGAAGACAUAUUCUCUGGACCCGGAAGGUUUGAAGAGAUGGACUCCAUACUAUUCGGCAAAGCGGAUAACCCAGACUGUAGUCUGCGAUUGUGUGGUCUUCAAAAGCUUAAAGAAUCACUGGUCAUCAGGAUGGAUCUACACUAUACUCACGUGGAGAGCAAGCUGCGCCUCACAGAAAGCCAACAGGUGGACAUUGGAAAACCUUUGGUGGCAUCCUGCAAAUUGUACAACACAAUUCAAAGCACAUCGCGCAGGAAACAAGACGCCGCUUCCGCCCAGAGUAUGGGCAACAUUCCACCACGGAAUCAGACUCAGGCUGGUACACGUCAGCCUUUUACCAGGAAGGCCGAGUGUGCUCAAGUGGCGGCCCUGAGGUGCAAUGAACCAGAGGAGAAUGAUGAGAAUGAGCUACAAGACUUCAGAUCUUAGACUUGUUCAUCUUAUUUGAGGACUGUGUCAUUUAAGAUGAUGAAUGAAUGA
Messenger RNA from Phyllopteryx taeniolatus (common seadragon), 2127 nucleotides. It is a transcript of the gene malt3, whose product is annotated as MALT paracaspase 3. Gene Ontology annotation, molecular function: cysteine-type endopeptidase activity. Lineage: Eukaryota; Metazoa; Chordata; Actinopteri; Syngnathiformes; Syngnathidae. Bases 64 to 2076 code for a protein of 670 amino acids. The transcript has 15 exons. Gene Ontology annotation, biological process: proteolysis. The record is from RefSeq and is a predicted model, not a curated record.